Molecule: messenger RNA, 5490 nt
Organism: Mytilus californianus (California mussel)
Lineage: Eukaryota; Metazoa; Mollusca; Bivalvia; Mytilida; Mytilidae
Product: golgin subfamily A member 7-like
Exons: 5
Coding region: 151-564 (137 amino acids)
Biological process (GO): protein targeting to membrane; peptidyl-L-cysteine S-palmitoylation
Cellular component (GO): palmitoyltransferase complex
Source: RefSeq, a predicted model, not a curated record
ACUAAACAGGAAGUGCCCGUAUCGUCACAACAUUGUCAUUGACAUUUAUUAUUAUGAAAAUGCUUUGUUUUUAAAUAUAGGCUUUAAUUCUGUUUGAAAAACACUUUCAGCUUUCAAUUAUAGACCAAGGAAAAAAGGUCAUCCAUAGAUAUGGAUGACAUUAGUGGUAUACCACCAAAUAAUUGUCAGAAGGUCUUUAUACAAAGAGAUUUCUCAGAGGGCACAUCAGUCAAAUUUCUUACUAAAUUUCCAGCAGAGCUUAAUGGAAAGUUGGAGACUGAAGUAUUUGUAAGAACUAUUACUCAGCUGAAUAGCAUGUUUGCUGAAGCAGAAACCUUAGGAGGGAGAAAUUAUUGUGAGAGCUGCUUAGCAUGUCUAACAGCGUAUACAAGUUACAUUUGUUUUGAUACACAUUAUGAAAAGAUGUUAAAGAAAAUUACUAAAUUCAUCGCAGAACAAAACCAAGAUUACUAUGUACCCAGAGGAAUGAUGUUGGUUGAUCCAGUAGAAAGAGGACUGAGAACUCUUGAGAUUUGUUUAUUGUCUGAAAACAAUGGAAGAUGAGGGAAAGAUGUCAGAACUAACUUUAUUGUCUUCUUUCUGUGAAUAGUUGUUUUCUUCAUAACAGCCAUCAUGUUAUCGAAUGAUAUACUUUGUGUAUUGAUUGUCAGUUUGUAAACAUAAUAUUUCUUUAAAUUUCAGUUAAAAUAUUUUUAGAUAUUAUAGUACUGCUGCUAAACAUCAACUCAGAAUCAGGUUUCCUGACAUUUUACAGUCUUUCAGUUUAUUAUUUUUUUCUCUGACCAAUUUUAGAGGAAAACCUAUUUCAUUCAAAACCUGUAUGUAUAUAAGGUGCAAUUGAUCUCAUGUUUAAAAAAAAUUAGAAUUCAAUUUCAAUUAAUUUGGUAAAUUCCAAGCAACUUCAUACAUGUAUAUGUGAAAGUAUGUGUAAUGCUGAUAUCAACAUACAGCUUAUGUUAUUCAACUGAUCAAUUCAGAAAUUGUGUUGCAUUAUGGGAACAUGUUUCUGAAGUAACUGAUUGGUCUAGGUGUUAUUUAGGAUGGAGUUAACAUAUUUAAUGAGGAUUGAGGUUGAAUUUCAUAUUUCAUACAUUUUUAACAUAGUGCAACAUGUAUAUACAGAAAGAGAUCACAUUGGACAUUCUUAUAUGAUCAUUUGUGUCUAUCAUUAAAGUAUUAUGUCAUUCGAGUAAGUAGGAUGGUCAUGCUCUCCAAUAAACUUAUUAAAAAUAAUAAGUUGUAUUAAUAGCAUAACAAUCAUAUUUUGUUAUCCUUUUUGUGUAUCAUUAUUGACAUUAUUUUAGUGAUUACUAUCCUGUUGUAACUUGUAGAAAUCUAAAAUGGAUUUACAUUAGAUCAAAAUUUUCCAUCACUAAUAAUUUCAUGUCAUGUUUUUUUUCAAUGAUAUACAAUGUAUCACAGACAUUUCAUUAUGUUGUUGUAUCUAUUUUCAAAGAUACUUUAUAUGAUAAAAAUCAUAUAGACUUGCUAAAUUUUUUGGAUGAAAUUCUAGUUUUUGGAAAGUAUUUCUAGAAAUACUAGACGUAUAUAAUACUAGAUAUGAAUUCAGACUUUAAUCAUCUUUCGCGAUUGAAAAAAAGGUUGACAUGUGACAUAUAUCAAAAUCAUGUUUACAUAGGUCGUCAAUCAUACAUACUUAUUAUAUGUUUUAUUGUAAAAUAUUUUAUUUAGUUAGUUGUGACAUUUUGAGACAUAAUUUGACUGUGAUAUAAGCUUGACUUGGUGUUUUUUCAAUGAUGGAAAACAGGGAAAUGCCAUGCCACUUUAGUUUUUUUUUAACAUUGUUGUGUAUGUUUUAUUCUUCCAAAUACAGGUGCAUUCAUGUUGUAUUUCAUACAGUCAUAUUCUCAGCUGUAAUUUGGAUUUUGAUUACAGUCUGGUUCACAAAAAAGCCGAAGUUUAAGAAGAUAUGCCCUCUGGUCAGCCAAUUCCUCUCAUUAUUCCCAUAAUUAACUCGCCUGCGACGAAAAUCUGGAAAGCAAGACAUAGGGAUUGCUUUUCCAGCGACUGCUCAACAAUUGUUAUGUUUUCUGCUUAAGUUAGUUUGAUAACACUACUUGUGAUAGAUCAAUGAUAUUUUGUAUGAAAUUGAUUUACUAUCAGUACAUAUAAGUUUGACGACUAUUUCAAGGCCCUGCCCCCUAGGUCAUGGUCCAUUGACUUUCAAUCAAUUAACAAUUUUCAAUGUUAAUAUUUCUGAUUAAGGUAGUUUGAUAGGAACUACUUACAAUAGACAAUAUUUUCUAUAAAGUUACAUUGCAGUCUGUACAUCUCAGUUUGUCAACCAUUUCCAGGCCCUACCCACUAGUUGGUCCAGCAGCUUUAAAUUAAUUAGCAAUGUUGCUGUCCAUCAGAUUGUCUUUUUCUGAAUUUUAUGCCGACAGGCGAGACAUACCUCUGUGUCAACAGUUUAUUGAGGAGUUUAUUCUAUUGGUAAUGAAAAAUUACAUCUUGCAUCAAGUGAUGACUUCAUCACAAUAGCCUGAGGUGUGAUGAGUUGUUGGUUUUUAAAUUUUUCUACAAAAUCCUUUUAUAGAUAAAAAUAUUUUUUAAGGCUUUUUAAGUUUAAAUUAAGACAUAUAGACACUGUGAUCAUGUAAGUUAUCUUUUAGAAGGACCCGAGGGGUAUUUAAAUCACACUUUUAUAUGAUACAUAUGAUUUCUAGUUUUCAUCUAAUUUCAAUGUGAUUUUUGUCUAUAGUUUCCUCAUUAUUAAAGCUGUCAAGAAUGUUGCAACAGACUUCUCAUAAUUCUUACAGUCUAGAAAGUGUAUGGGCUAUAAGCCAAACACAAUGUCCACAGUUUUUUCUAACAAACACUUGAAGUGUGUUGUCAUUUUAUGGUUGUAUCAUUAUUUUGAUGCAAUUUUUCUUGAAAUACUGAAAAUCCCUAACUAGAAUUUCAAAUAAAUUUAUGUAGCAUAACUAAAUUUUAUGAGGUCUUAUGUCCAAAAUCCUAGCUUAAUUUUUAUAAGACAACAAAAUUAUUUGUUCAUAUUAUGAAAUGAAUGUGUUUUCCAUCAUUGUUAUUUUCAAUGUACAUUUGCCAAUUUAUUUUGUUUAGCUCUUCAGACAUAUGGGAUUGAGAGAAGCUCUCAUUGAACUUAAUACACCUAGAUUAUUCCUUAAUUGUUAGAUAUUGUAGUAUUGAGUAAAUCUGAUUUAUAUUUGUUGUAACAUCACAUAACUCCUUCCAUUAUUUACACAGUACAUUUUUCUCAUUUAUUGAAUUCAGGAUUCACUUGUGAAAGCAAUGGUAUAUUUUUUUUUGGUAUGUUGUGAACUUAUAUGACUUGAUUAUAAGUGUUAGAACCUGUAUAAAGUAAAAUAUUAUGAUUAGAUUAUUGAUUUUUCUUUUUGUUUUACUACAUGUAUCUUCAAACCAUAAAAAUGCAUCCUUAAAAUGUAACACUUUGUAUCUUUUUGUUAAAAUUUAAACUAAUUCUUUAGAAAUAUGCAGAAUGUGUAUUCUUUUUUUUUUUAAAUUUGAAAAAUGUUGGAAAUGAAAAUAAAGAUUACAUACAAAAAAGAAAGAUUUGUCUUUGUGAGGAACCUGUGAUUGUAAGAAGAUACAAUGAAAGCCAUACACCACAACAAAUGACUGUGUUCUUCAGGCUUGCUCUCUUCUAAAAUUAAUUUAAAAUUAAGGGGGAAAAAAAUUCUAAUCCACUUUAAAAUUUCUCUUUUUGUUUAAUUAAAAAAAAGAAUGAAAAGCCAAUUACAUAACACAAUUCUACAAAUGAUACGAGUCUAUAGUAUUGUUUUGAUAGAAAUUGGCUCACAAUAUAAGAUAUCAGAAGAGAAUAUCUAAUUAUAGUUCAUCAUUUAUCAUUCAUGUUUGGAAUAAAAGGUUUGAGUCUUUUAAUUAUUUUUUAGACUUUAUAUAUGUUAACAUUGUAUUUCAAAAAUCAAGUGGUUAAUUAUUUUAUAUAACAUUGCCUGAUUUCACUUAUAAAAUACUUGAUAAUCAUAUGAGGUUUUUUAUAACACUAGGCAGAAUGCAAAGAAGAAAUGAAUUAAAAGACUAUGUGUUUAAAUUUAUCUUAAUGCCAGUUUUUUCCCUGUUUUCUUUUUUUUUUAUUAUGACAAAACAAUUUAAUAUGCAGUAUCAAAACAUUUUUAAGCAACUACAACCAAUAGUUCAUUUUAUUUGCAAGCAUUUGAAUUGUAAAAGUAAUUUUUAUGCCCCCGCCGUAGCGGUGGGGGCAUUAAGUUUUACCCUUGUCCGUCUGUACAUACGUACGUACGUCCGUCCGUCCGUACGUCCCAAAAUUGGUUUCCGUUCUCUAACUUGAGUUUGCCUCAACCAAAUGUUAUGAAACUUAUACACAAUGCUUAUUUUCACAAAACACAGAUCAAGUUUGAAUUUGGGGGCGUCACUUUAACCGUUCUAGAGUUAUGCCCCUUUAUAAAUGGAAAAAUUGCAAAAUUUUUAGUUUCCGUUCUCUAAAUUAAGUUUGCCUCAACCAAAUGUUAUGAAACUUAUACACAAGGCUUAUUACCUACAAAACACAGAUCAAGUAUGAAUUUUAGUGGCGUCACUUUAACCGUUCUAGAGUUAUGCCCCUUUAUAAAUGGAAAAAUUGCAAAAUUUUUAGUUUCCGUCCUCUAACUUAAGUUUGCCUCAACCAAAUGUUAUGAAACUUAUUCACAAGGCUUAUUACCACAAAACACAGAUCAAGUAUGAAUUUUGGUGGCGUCACUUUAACCGUUCUAGAGUUAUGCUCCUUUAUAAAUGGAAAAAUUGCAAAAUUUUUAGUUUCCGUUCUCUAACUUAAGUUUGCCUCAACCAAAUGUUAUGAAACUUAUUCACAAUGCUUAUUACCACAAAACACAGUUCUAGUUUGAAUUUUGGUGGCGUCACUUUAACCGUUCUAGAGUUAUGCCCCUUUAUAAAUGGAAAAAAUUGCAAAAUUUUUAUUUUCUUCUAAAUAUCAAGUUAUUUUUAAAAUUGGAGUUAUCUUCCUUUGUCCAUGAUUAUAGUUGAAUCAACUACAAUGAAUGCUUUAUACAAUGCAAUGUUUAAUUUUGACUUCCACUGAUAAAACACAGAUCAAGUUGAAUUUGGGUAGUGUCACUUUAACCAUUAUUGAGUUAUGCCCCUUUAUAAAUAGAAAAAUUGCUGAAUUUUUAGUUUCUGUUCUCUACUUAAGUUAGCCUCAACCAAAUGUUAUGAGACUUACACACAAAACUCAGAUCAAGUUUAAAUUUGGAUAGCGUCACUUUUACUGUUCUUCAGUUAUGUCCUUUUAUAACUAUAUGAUAUGCAAGCGGGGGCAUCAUCUGUGUCCACAUGUGGACACUAUCCAGAUUUAUUUCUGCCUAUACAUAACCUCGGAAUCACAGGCAUUUAUAUGAUUGUUUUUGCUUCAGUAUCUUCAGUAUCAGCAUUGUAAUAUGUAAUCAGUGCAAUUUUGUUUGAUAUCAUCAUUAAAGUCUGUUAAAACAA